This is a messenger RNA of Trichoderma gamsii, 1353 nucleotides long. RefSeq names its product F-box domain-containing protein. The record is from RefSeq and is a predicted model, not a curated record. The transcript has a single exon. Bases 1 to 1353 code for a protein of 450 amino acids. NCBI's taxonomy places the organism in Eukaryota, Fungi, Ascomycota, Sordariomycetes, Hypocreales, Hypocreaceae.
AUGGCGCCCACGACAAUCUCACAGCUCCCCAGCGAGCUGCUCCUUUAUAUCUUUGACUUCCUCCAUGAGCCACCCACAUCCGACCAGCGCCAUUACGACGAUCCGGCACAUAUUCCCCCAAAUCGCUCCAGCACAAACCCGCACGACGAUCUCGACCACUUCCGCGGCAACAUCAAGAGUGCAUCUCUUGUUUGCCACCUCUGGAGACGCUGCCUCCUGCCAUUGCUCUUCCGGGAUAUUGUCUGGAGAUUCCAACACAUCACCCGUCCAUCCGAGCGGGAGGACCCGCUACACGCCGUUGAAGAGCUCGAGUUUCUACGCUUCCUUACCCGUGCUGGGCUUACACGCUGCGUGGACAACCUGACCAUCAUCAUCGACUAUCCCGAAUCCGAAGUUGGCGAGGACACUAGGCAUCACGCCAAUUGGGGCAUCCUCCCUAGCCAUUGCCCUGCGCCGGAUAGCCGAGGAUUUAAUAACGGUCUGAUAACCCCUGAAUCAACUUCGGACUCUCCUUCAAAAUGCCAGUCAAACGAUUGGCUUUGGCAAACCAUCUUCGACAAACUGGAUCUCCUGUCUAUCAAUCUCAUCAGCUCCCCGGCCAUUCUUGCAUCGUUACUGGGACGGCCAAUCAACCUUUCUGGAGCCUGGAUCUUUCGUCAACGGUUUCACAUUCUCUCCCUGUCGAGGCCCGCGGACCAACGCCAACAACAAAAAGUCACCACCAUCGACGAAUCGACAGCAGCACCAUCACAUUUCCUGCCCUCGAAUGGAGCACCAACUCCAGCAACAAACCACUGCUCGCUCUUCGGCAUCCGCCCAUGGAAUUCCAUGCUGCUCAACGAAGGAUCCUCCGUCAAAGUCUACACCACAUACGAAUACUUCCACCACACGCCCCCUUCUCUCCUACCCGCCCUCUUAGACUCUAGCGACGAAUCCAUGCAGCCCCUGCUGAACAACAACAUCCGCUCCUUUUCCUACGUCGCCAUCUUCCCGCUCGCCAAUCACAUCAACAACAUUCUCAUCCCUCGCGUCCCAGCCCUCGAGCGCUUCUUCAUCCAGAUCGUGCCCCGGGCGCCCAGCUUCGCUGAGGACGACUACCGCCACCCCGCCAUGGACAUUUCGGAUCUAUGGAUGGAGCGCAACACGGCCUAUGCGCAGCUGGUCAUGGCGGUAUUCGACCCGCCGCCACUGGGACUGUGGAACAGCCUGCAGUGCUUUGAGAGUGGCGAUGCCAUCGAUAGGGAAGCCUGGGAGCAGGCUGUCCGAUAUGUCAUCUUCGCGGCGGGUGCGACGUGGAAAGUUGCUGGGGAGGGAAAGUUUGUUCGCAGGGACGAUACUAUGCUUAUCUCCUGA